GGGGGGUAUUUCCAGCGACAGCACUGGGGGUUGUUCAUUGCCCAUCGGUGUGCUGACAGCGAAGCCAUGGCUGAGGAGCAGCGGGACCUCAUCUCCGACCGCGGCAGCAGCGUGCUCAACCCUGGGGACAACCAGAGGUCUGCGUGGGGCCGCAAAGCCGCCCUCUCCACGCUUUCCAUCUUGGUGGCCCUGCUGAUCGCCGGCCAGGCUGUCACUGUCUACUUUGUCUACCAGCAGAGCGGGCAGAUCAGCAAGCUGACCAAGACCUCCCAGACCCUGCAGCUGGAGGCACUCCAGAGGAAGCUGCCCACCAGUGCCAAGCCAGUGAGCAAGAUGAGGAUGAAUCUAGACAUGCCUCUAGCCAUGAGGGUCCUGCCUCUUGCCCCCUCUGCAGACAAGAUGAACAUGGCCCCUCCUAGCAACAAAACCGAGGACCAAGUGAAGCACCUGCUGCUGCAAGCAGACCCCAGGAAGAUGUUCCCGGAGCUGAAGGACAACCUGAUGGACAACCUGAAGAGCCUGAAGAAGACCAUGACUGAUGCAGACUGGAAGUCCUUUGAAUCCUGGAUGCACAAGUGGCUGCUGUUUGAAAUGGCCAAGAACCCCAAGCCGGAGGAUCAUAAGGCGAUCCCAGCGGAGAAAGUGCAAACUAAGUGCCAGGUGGAGGCCAAUUUUGGGGGUGUCCAGCCGGGUCGCUUCCGCCCACAGUGCGAUGAGAACGGCGACUACCUGCCCAAGCAGUGCAAUGCUGCCACAGGCUACUGCUGGUGCUCCUACAAAAAUGGCACCAGGAUUGAGGGCACUGCUACUCGGAAAAAGCUGGACUGCCCCGGUGCUGCUGUUGCUGCUGCCACCACCACUGUGGACCCAGAGGAGAUGAUCUUCUCCGGGGUGGACGCGUACCAGCUGGGUGCAGAGAAAGGAGCCAAGUAGAAGAGGAUGCCAGCGGAUGCCUGUCCCGUCUUCAGCAUCCCAGCUCACAUGUUUUAUUAUUUUUGUUCUAUUUCAUUUCUGCUCUUACAUUGCUUUUCCAAGGCGAUUAACAAUGGGCACCCCUGCCCCUCAAGGCACCGAUUGUGACCCUUCCCCUGCUGCAGAUGGGGCUGAGCUGCCACCAGGAUCAGUGCUAGAGGCAAAGUGUUCCCUCACAGGGUGGGUAAAGCAGGCUGGAAAAUUAUUUCAACUAUGUCAGACCCAUAAACCCUGUUCCAUUUUCCUCAUCGGCAUCCCUCAGCAGCCACGCAGCAGCAGGUGCAGAGCUCACCCCUGCUGAAGAAUGAGCCCUUAAUGCUUUCUUACUCUGAACAUUAAAAGCAACAAAACAACCUCCACCAGCUUCUUAACUGACCCCCGUAGGUUGAAGCCCUGUUAGAUUACUAGAGGGUAGUUUUGUAGAGAAGACAUUCACCUUCAGCUUUUGCCUUCACGCUCGAUAACAGCCACAGCAGUGGGUAACAGCAGGCAGAGGAGCUGACCCUGGAGUCAGAGGGGCUUCUAAUUUUUCUGAAUAUAUCUGAUAGUUCCUUUAUAAAUGAUCUCACAAGCUAAUUAUUUCUAAUAAACUUUUGAAUAAGAAAGCCUUGUAAGCAACUCCAGCAGUGCAGUGCUUGCGAACAGUUUACAGCUGUCCUAGGUUAAAAAUAAAUGAAUCUUAAGAAAAAAGGGAACAUCUGUGCCCCCACCCAGGAUCACAUAUAUUCCUUGCCACAUUCCUGGCCCAUCACUUGUUCAAUCUUCCCUGCACCCUGGGGUCCCCCUGCGCCUAGCACAACCCAAGAGGCUGAAGUCACUUUUAAGUGAGUUGCAGCAUGGGGCGUGGGGGGAGAGGAGAGCAGUCCCCUGUGCCAGGAGCCAUCUCCCUUCUGCACCCGGAUUGCGCCGGUGUGAAGGUGGCAGCCAGAGAGCUCUGCCCUCACCAGCAGAGCCUGGAGCCAGGCUGCACAGCAUGGCAGGGAGGAUCAGAAGGGGAUCUGGUCCCUUUUUUCCUCACGUCCUAAACCCCCGG
Haliaeetus leucocephalus (bald eagle) is the source of this 2005-nucleotide messenger RNA. It is a transcript of the gene CD74, whose product is annotated as CD74 molecule, major histocompatibility complex, class II invariant chain. The coding region runs from base 67 to 933 and encodes 288 amino acids. The transcript is spliced from 9 exons. Gene Ontology annotation, molecular function: MHC class II protein binding; cytokine receptor activity; macrophage migration inhibitory factor binding. Gene Ontology annotation, cellular component: cell surface; membrane; cytoplasm. NCBI's taxonomy places the organism in Eukaryota, Metazoa, Chordata, Aves, Accipitriformes, Accipitridae. Gene Ontology annotation, biological process: positive regulation of macrophage cytokine production; positive regulation of type 2 immune response; positive regulation of peptidyl-tyrosine phosphorylation. The record is from RefSeq and is a predicted model, not a curated record.